This is a messenger RNA of Aureobasidium pullulans EXF-150, 715 nucleotides long. RefSeq lists its product as uncharacterized. NCBI's taxonomy places the organism in Eukaryota, Fungi, Ascomycota, Dothideomycetes, Dothideales, Saccotheciaceae. The transcript has a single exon. Bases 19 to 372 code for a protein of 117 amino acids. The record is from RefSeq and is a predicted model, not a curated record.
CAUCCGGCUGAGCUCAAGAUGUUGACUGAGGCAUUGCUCAACACUACUGGAGGUAGGGCUUCAGGCUGCCAUAAAGUGAUGAUCUUGUGGUUCCAAAGUCGUUCAUGCAAGAUCUCCGCAGGGACUGGCAGAGCUAAGAUGGUGACUAAGAUCUCUGGAGUAACACUUUGGCAGCGUAUACCAAUCAUCGCAACGCUUUUCAACGCGCAUGGGGACAGGGAGGCGCUGCAGAGCCUAGGUUUCGACUGUGAUGCAGUCUUCUGGAGAACUUUCGACGUCCAGCCAAUGGCUAAACAGCUACGACUAAAAAGCAAGGUGGCAGGGAAGGGGAAAGGAGGCCAAUACAAGCUCAUCGAGGCAUCCUUCUCAUAAACCGCAUCGCUUGGAUCACAGAAUGCAGGCGUCUCUCUAACUUGCCUACAAGCAAUUUCAGAGAAGCCGCCUACCUACAAUUCCUGGGACUGCUCGACUAGAAGGAACGGCGGUUUCUUCACCACACCUCCUUGUUACGUCCUACCGUUGUCGCUACUCCCUCAAACUUCGUUAGUCCGUCGCCUCAGCAUCAUCCCAUCGAGUGUUCAUAUAUACAGGUUCAGAAGACUCACUCGCUACUUUUGCAACGGAGUCUAACACGUCAGAAACAUGCUGGCACCCGUCCUAAUAUCUACCUUAAGACGAGCAGCCACUCCAACUUGACUACGAAGAUGAAUACCCC